AUUAGUGUUGGCAUAGAGAGGGCUGUAGGAAGGGAUAGGAGCUCAGAGAAGCACAGUCCUCUUAGAGGGAACAGAAGAAUCAAAUAUGAAUGGGGAUAAUAAUGAAUGGUGGGGGAUAGAAAAAUCAAAUGGGACUAGGAAAGGGCGAUGACUGAAUAACCGAUAGUAAGCAGAAAAGAAACCACACUGAGGAGAAAGGAAAGUUGGAAGUAGAGCGUAAAGGAGGAGGUUGACAAGCAGGGAAGGAGACCCCUCUGGAGGUGGAAAAAGGCAGGACCACUUCCGGCUGGGGAGGGGAAGCCAAUAAGCUCAAACCUAAGGAGAAGCUUGGAGAGAGCGGACGCCUUCUGGACUCCAGAGAACGAGGCCCCUUCCCCUCAGCUCAGCUGUUACUCGGCCUUUCAGAAAAAUUAAUAGGAGAAAUGACUGCGGUUAUAGGAUGCUCCCAUUCCAGGCAAAUAAGUUGGUGAAAUACCUGUUGGUUAAGGACCAGACAAAGAUCCCCAUCAAGCGCUCAGAUAUGCUGAAGGAUGUCAUCCAAGAAUAUGAUGAAUAUUUCCCAGAGAUCAUUGAACGAGCAAGCUACGCUCUGGAGAAGAUGUUUCAAGUCAUUCUGAAGGAAAUUGAUAAGCAAAGUAGAUUGUAUAUUCUCAUCAGCACUCAUGAAUCUUCUGCAGGCAUACUAGGAACGACUAAGGAUUCACCAAAGCUAGGUCUCCUCAUGGUGCUUCUUAGCAUCAUCUUUAUGAAUGGAAAUCGGUCCAGUGAGGCUGUCAUCUGGGAGGUGCUGCGCAAGCUGGGGCUGCACCCUGGGUACGCCAAGGACUGGGCUGCUCAGUGCCAGGAGGCAGUGGAGAUGGAAGUCCAAGCUGCAGCUGUGGCCGUGGCUGAGACUGAGGCAAGGGCUGAGGCAAGAGCCCAAAUGGGGAUUGGAGAGGAAGCUGUGGCUGGGCCCUGGAAUUGGGAUGACAUGGAUAUCGACUGCCUAACAAGGGAAGAGUUAGGCGAUGAUGCUCAGUCCUGGAACAGAUUUUCAUUUGAAAUUGAGACCAGAGCCCAAGAAAAUGCAGAAGCCAGCACCAACAUCGACUUCAGCAGAGGAGUUAGCACCAGGGCUACCUUUAGCGAUAGCGCUUGUAUUAGCUUCAAUGGUGUGCCCAGCCCCAGUGGUGGCUUUGGUGGCAGAGCUGGCACUAGCUUUGGUGGCACACCCAGGACCAGUGCCAGCUUCAGCAGCACAGCCAGCAUUUGCUUUAGUGGCAUACCCAGCACUAGCACUAGUUUCAGUGGUGCAGCCAGCAUUAGCUUCAGUGGUGCAGCGAGCACCAGCUCUAGUUUCAACAGUGAAGCCUGCAUUAGCUUUGGUGGCACACCUUGUACCAGUGCUGGCUUUGGUGGUGGGGUCAGCUCCAGUUUCAGCAUCCCACUCAGCAGCAGUCCUGGUUUCAGUGGUGGAGCCAGCUCUGGCUUUGGAGGCACACUCAGCACCACUGCUGGUUUCAGUGGUGCACUCAUUACCAGUAGCAGCUUUGGCAGUCUACCCCGAACUAGCACAGUCUUUAGUGGGGCACUUAGCACCAGCACUGGAUUUGGUGGCACACUGAGCACUAGUGUCUGCUUUGGUGGCUCUCCCAGCUCCGGUGCCAGCUUCGGUGGCACACUUAAUACCAGUAUCUGCUUUGGCAGCUCUCCUAGCACUACCAAUGGUUUUGAUGGAGUACUCAGCACCAGUGUCUCCUUUGGUGGUUCUUCCAGCACCAGCGCUGACUUUGGUGGCACACUAAGCACCAGUAUCUGCUUUGGUGGCUCUCCCAGCACUGGUGCCAGCUUUGGUGGUGCAUUCAGCACCAGUGUUGGUUUUGGUGGUGCACUUAACACCAGUGCUGGUUUUAACAGCACUAGUGCUAUUAGCACUAGUGCCAGCUUCAGCAGUACACCCAGCACCAUCUCUGGCUUUGGCAGUGUGUUCAGCACCAGUGCCGACUUCAGUGGGGCACUUACCACCACUACUGACUUUGGCAUUACUCCCAGUACCAACAUUGGCUUUGGUGGAGUUCCUAGCACCAGCCUCUGCUUUGGCAGUGUGUCUAACGCCAACCUAUGCUUUGGCGGCCCUCCUAGCACUAGCGCCUGCUUUAGUGGUCCUACCACUGCUAGUUUUGGUGAUGGAUCCAGUACCACUGCUGGUUUCAUCUUUGGCAGUGGGUUGAACAGCAGUGCUGGAUUUAGUGGUGGACUGAGCACUAGUGCUGGCUUCAGUAGUGGACUAGGGACCAGUGCUAUCUUUGGUAGUGGACUGAGCACCAGUGCUGGCUUUGGUGGUGGACUGAUCUCAAGCGAUGGCUUUGGUGAUGGACUGGGCACCAAUGCUGGUUUUAGCAGCACACUUGGCACAAGUGCUGGCUUUAGUGGUGGCCUCAGCAUCAGUGAUGGCUUUGGUGCUGGGUUUAAUAACAGCUUCAACGGAGGACCAAGUACCAUCAUUGGCUUUGGCAGUGGUUCCAACACCAGCACAGGCUUUAUUGGCGAACCCUGCACCAGCACCAGCUUCAAUGGUGGACCCAGUUCUAUCAUUGGCUUCAGCAGUGGACCAAGCACAGGUGCUGGCUUCAGCAGUGGACCAAGCAGUGGUGCUGGCUUUGGCGGUGGACCAAGAAAUGGUGCUGGCUUUGGUGGUGGAGCCACCAGCCUUGGUGCCUGUAGCUUCUCCUAUGGCUAGUGAGGUUUCAGGUUUAUUUCCCAGGUUUACAGAUAUGGCUAAUGAAUUGCAGCAGUUCUUCCCAAGGAACCAAGGUACAUCCUUGGAAUUUUUGCCCACACAGCAAUAUAAGCAGAUAUUAUCAAUCAGCUGAGGGUGACACGCUAUGAAAAAUCUGCUUGGUGAUCCUACUUUGUUGUUUGCUUCUUGUGUGCUGUCAUAUUUUCAUAACAGAGUUACAUUAAAUUUGCAAGAUGAA
Mustela lutreola (European mink) is the source of this 2957-nucleotide messenger RNA. RefSeq names its product trophinin-like. NCBI's taxonomy places the organism in Eukaryota, Metazoa, Chordata, Mammalia, Carnivora, Mustelidae. Bases 440 to 2719 code for a protein of 759 amino acids. The record is from RefSeq and is a predicted model, not a curated record. The transcript is spliced from 9 exons.